This is a messenger RNA of Drosophila innubila, 816 nucleotides long. RefSeq names its product UPF0598 protein CG30010. The record is from RefSeq and is a predicted model, not a curated record. The coding region runs from base 79 to 741 and encodes 220 amino acids. NCBI's taxonomy places the organism in Eukaryota, Metazoa, Arthropoda, Insecta, Diptera, Drosophilidae. The transcript is spliced from 2 exons.
GCAUGUGUGUGCAUAGACAAAUACAAUUGCAUAAAAUCAGCUGAUUUAAUUCUCUUUGGUCAAGUUUCUCUGUUCUAAAUGUCUGCUCUACAGUCGAAACGCUUGCUAAAUACUAUUAACUGGCAUUUAAAAUGGACAUUAGUGCGUAAUGUGGUGUCAUAUAUACAGGGUCAAUCGCCUGAGCCCAGGAUACGUGAAUACUUCUAUUAUAUCGAUCAUGAGGGGAUGCUCUUCUUGGACGAUGCCAAAAUGAAGAACUUUACAUCCUGCUUUAAGGAGAGGAAAUUUCUUCAGUUCUUCUUUAGUCGCCUGCGACAAAAUGAAACCCAGCGCUAUCCAAUGUUCCCCUUUAUGUCGCCUUGUGGCCGAGAACGGAAUUAUAUACGCUGUGAUGAUACGCCUAUUGUAUUUACCGAACAGCUAAAGAAGGAUGUGUCUAGAGAUGAAGAGGCUUUGACCUAUGCACAUGGAGGUCCUAAUUUAUCAAUAGCUUUUGAACCACAGAAACUUUAUAUGCACCCGGCAAGCGGUAGAGUGUAUCACCCAGCGUGGCCAAAAGUUGGAGGUGUUGGACUGGUUCGCUCCAAAUUGGCCAUUGAACUUAGCCAGAACUUUGUGUUUACUGACGGCAACGAGUCGCCAACACACUUUAAUUGGCAUGGAUCACAACUUAAGCUGGAGCACGAUUGGAUCAAUGAUUGUCAAUUUCAGUACAAGCACUCGAUAUCAACAGAUCAUUAAAUGGGAUAGUAAUUUGAACAUUUCAUUAUUUAUAAGUAUGUACAUAUAUCUAGAUUAAAACAACUAUUCAAUACU